Closterium sp. NIES-65 is the source of this 3927-nucleotide messenger RNA. The record is from the annotation of a GenBank genome assembly. NCBI's taxonomy places the organism in Eukaryota, Viridiplantae, Streptophyta, Zygnematophyceae, Desmidiales, Closteriaceae.
AUGGCUUCCCGUGUCCUUGUCUCUGGUCUUCCCCAGUCUCUCCCUCCCCUUCCUUCGGGACCAGGACCUUCCUGUGUCCCCUGUAUCGAGGGGCGCCUCAGGGCUGCUCCUCACUCCUCCCAGUUUCCCCCGACAGAGGCUCCUCUGCAGACGCUUCACAUGGACGUGUGGGGCCCGGCCCCCGUCCGUGGGCAGGGUCACGAGCGCUACUUCCUGUUGGUGGUUGACGACUACUCGCGUUACACCUCAGUCUUCCCCUUGCGCAGCAAGGGUGCUGUCACUGAGGUGCUGAUCGACUGGAUCCGCGAGGCUCGUCUCCAGCUCAGGAGGAGCUUCGGCUCGGACUUUCCUGUUCUGCGUCUGCACUCUGACCGAGGUGGGGAGUUCUCCUCUCGCCUUCUGCGAGACUACUGUCGUGCACAGGGGAUCCGCCAGACCUUUACGCUUCCGGACUCUCCACAGCAAAAUGGGAUUGCUGAGCGCCGCAUUGGCAUGGUCAUGGAUGUCGCUCGUACGUCCAUGAUGCAUGCGGCUGCCCCCCAUUUUCUGUGGCCGUUUGCGGUUCGGUCGGCGAUGCGUCUGCGUUCCGUGUCUGGGGAUCUCGGGCGUUUGUCCGCGACUUGUCUGCGGACAAGCUGUCCCCCCCGUGCUGCUCCCUGUGUCUUCCUUGGCUUCCCCCCUGACGCUCCAGGGUGGCAGUUCUACCACCCCUCCUCUCGUCGUGUUCUGUCCUCCCAGGACGUCACGUUCGACGAGUCAGUCCCCUUCUACCGCCUCUUCCCCUACCGUACUCCUUCCCUCCCCCCCCCACCGGACUUCCUGGUGCCAGUUCCCCCCCCGGUAGACCCCCUCCCCCCUCAGGUUCCUGCCCCUUCAGGUGUGUCCCAGGUAGACACAGUCGAGCCAGUCGAGGUUGCUGCUGAGUCUGGUCCUGCUGCGGGUGCAGAGUCUGGGGGUGCUACGCCUGCGGGUGCUGAGCUUGGGGGUGCUGCUGCUGGGGGUGCUGAGCCUGGGGGUGCGAGGCCGGGGGGUGCUGAGCUUGGGGGUGCUGCUGCUGGGGGUGCUGAGCCGGGGGGUGCUACGUCAGGAGCUGCUGAGCCUUGGGGUGCUGAGCCUGGAGGUGCGGAGCCUGCGACUGCUGGGCGGGAGCCGCUCUCUCCACAGGAGCUGCGCGAGUGGUUUGCUCGCCGCUGGAGGCGUGCUGCUGGAGCUGGAGCUUCUUCGCCUGCUGAGGGUGCUGAGUCUGGAGCUGCUGAGCCUGGAGGUGCUGAGUCUGGAGCUGCUGAGCCUGGGGGUGCUACGUCUGGAGCUGCUGUGCCUGGGGGUGCUGAGUCUGGAGCUGCUGAGCCUGGGGUUUCUCCUGCUGCUGCGUCUCGCCGGGAGCCCCUCUCUCCACAGGAGCUGCGCGAGUGGUUUGCUCGCCGCUGGAGGAGUGCUGCUGGAGCUGGAGCUUCGUCGACCGUCGAGGGUGCUGGUGCUGCCGGUCCCGGAGCUGCUGGGCCUGCGGGUCCUACUGGAGCUGGAGCUGCUGAGGGUGUUGGUGCUGAGACUACUGCUGUCUGUCCUGGCGGUGGUUUUGCUGCUAGUGCUGCUGGAGGUCCUGCCGCUAGAGGUGUUGGUGGCGCUGGUGCUGUCGCUGAGGGUGCUGGUGCUGUCCCUGCUGAGUCUGGAGCUGCCGCGCGGCCUCGGCCGUACUUCGUUCCGCUCCUACAGCAGGUUCUUGGUCUUUCUCCUUCGGUAGAGUGUCCACAGCCUGUCCAGUCGCAGUCACUGUUGGAGCCUUCCUCUCCUCUGCCUGCUCCCUCUCCUUACACUGGUCCUACUGGAGGUCUUGCUGAGCGUCGUGAGCCUGCGUCUCGUCCCGCGUCGCCUGUUCGUGCUGCUCGCGCUAGUGGUCGCGGUUCGCGUCAGCGUCCUCCUCUUGUCCCUGGCACGCACCGGAUGUCUCUGCGUCCGUCCACUGCUCCUCUGCGUGCCCCUUUGCCUUCUCCUCCUGAGUCCUCUCUUCCUGCGCUUGCCGACUCUGAGUCGGACUCUCUUCGCGCUGCCAGUCCUACUGUCACGCGUCUGCUUGCUACUGUCGUCACUGACCCCUCUUUUGAGUCCACUGCUGCGUCUGCUCUAGUCGCUGAGCUCGUUGACUUUGCUGCUCGCUGUCGUCUCGACUACGCUGCUAGUCUUGUUGCUGAGUCUGCGUCUGUCUGUCCUCUGUCCGUCGGGGGUGAGUGUGCUCUUGGCACGGACGUCCCAGAGGACAGGCAGGAGGAGUUACAGUGUCUAGCGGCUGCUUCACCUCAUCUCGCGUCUGUACUGCUUGCCCCUGAGGGAGACCCGGAUGCACUAGACAUCCCGACUCCGCGUUCUUACGCGGAGGCCGUAGAGGGUCCCUACUCCUCUCAGUGGCAGGCAGCUAUGGAUGCAGAGAUGGCUUCCUGGAAGUCCACAGGCACCUACGUUGACGCGGUUCCCCCUCCUGGGGCGAACAUCGUCAGUGGCAUGUGGAUCUUCAGGGUGAAGCGGCCGCCGGGCUCUCCACCUGUCUUCAAGGCACGGUACGUUGCUCGUGGCUUCAGUCAGCGGCAGGGAGUUGACUACUUUCAGACCUUCUCUCCCACCCCGAAGAUGACUACUCUUCGGGUGCUGCUGCACAUAGCCGCUCAGCGCGACUACGAGCUUCACUCUCUCGACUUCAGCACUGCGUUCCUGCAGGGUAGCCUGCACGAGGAGAUCUGGCUGCGCCGUCCACCUGGCUUCACUGGGACUUUCCCUCCUGGCACCCAGUGGAGCCUCCGACGGCCAGUCUACGGUCUCCGCCAGGCACCGCGUGAGUGGCACGACACACUGAGGACUACGCUUGCGGCUCUUGGGUUUGCUCCUUCUACUGCUGACCCGUCGCUGUUUCUGCGCACCGACACUUCACUGCCACCGUUCUACAUCCUCGUGUACGUCGACGACUUGGUCUUUGCCACAGCGGACACUGCUGGACUCGCCUACGUGAAGUCCGAACUGCUGAAGAGACACACGUGCACAGACCUGGGUGAACUGCGCAGCUACCUUGGCUUGCAGAUCACUCGGGACAGAGCUCGCCGCACCAUUACCUUGACUCAGUCACACAUGGUGCAGCAGGUCCUUCAGCGCUUUGGCUUCACGUACUCCUCGCCUCAGGCCACUCCUCUGCCUACUCGCCACUCACUCUCAGCUCUGCCUUCGGAUGAGUCCGUAGAGUCGAGUGGUCCGUAUGCAGAGCUUGUUGGCUGCCUCAUGUACCUGAUGACCUGCACACGACCUGACCUUGCAUACCCUCUGAGCAUUGUUGCACGCUAUGUUGCUCCUGGGAGACACAGACCAGAGCACAUGGCUGCAGCGAAGAGGGUAUUGCGCUACUUGUGCAGUACGUCGGGCAUGGGGCUAGUGCUUGGAGGGCGGAGUCCAGUGGUCCUUACCGGCCACGCGGACGCUUCUUGGGCUGACGACCAGGCUACGCAGCGAUCGUCACAGGGUUACACCUUCAGCCUUGGUUCCGGCUCUGUCUCGUGGCGGUCUACUCGCUCGUCUUCGGUUCUCGGCUCCAGUUGUGAGGCUGAGAUCUACGCCGGGGCCAUGGCUGCACAGGAGCUUCGCUGGCUCACCUACCUGCUGACUGACCUUGGAGAGCCACCUCGUUCUCCUCCAGUGCUGUACGUAGACAACAAGGCCAUGCUGGCCUUGUGUCAAGAGCAGCGCUUGGAGCAUAGAACGAAGCACAUUGCUCUCCGCUACUUCCUUGCUCGUGAGCUGCAGCAGCGUGGUCAGUUGCGACUUGCGUACGUGGCCUCUGAGGCCAACACUGCUGAUGUGUUCACCAAGGCACUCGCGCCUUGUGACCAUCAGCGCUUUUGCACCCAGCUGGGUCUUGUGCCUGUCUUGCCUCACUUGCUCUCCUCGUGA